This is a messenger RNA of Malassezia globosa CBS 7966, 267 nucleotides long. RefSeq lists its product as uncharacterized. The record is from RefSeq and is a predicted model, not a curated record. NCBI's taxonomy places the organism in Eukaryota, Fungi, Basidiomycota, Malasseziomycetes, Malasseziales, Malasseziaceae. Bases 1 to 267 code for a protein of 88 amino acids. The transcript has a single exon.
AUGGGACGGCCCCCUGCAUACUUGGACGUGUCUGAUGCCCAAGUACAUUUUGAUACACAGAGCAAACGUUGGAUCUGGGAAGACGACAGUGGCAUUGAGUACGAAUGGCAUGGUCAGGAACCUUCAAAAGAGGCUGCGAACGACGCACGAAUCACGGCAGGUGGAUGGGUCAGGGUAAUCGGCGAUGACGAAAUGGCGAAGCAGCAAGAAGGAUAUCGUAUGGACGGCGUGGACGAGCAUGUGGGUGUUCCUCUACGUGUGCACUGA